GACACGCCCACACAAAGCCAGUCAUCAGCUCCACCCACACUUCUGUUGAAGCCAAAUAAACAUUGUAAACAAAACGCUAGCUGAUCAGAAUCUGAUGGCUAGCUAUCAGCGCGUAACAAGAGCUGUCAGCAACGAUCAUGAAGUGAAGCCACAUAUGAAGUCAAGGCCUUUGCUAAAAGAUAUGUUGAAGGAACUUGACUCUGUUGUCACCUGGCAACUGCUCAUGAUCAAUUUGGGAGUGAAGAAGUCUGAAAAUGAUAAGAUGGAGAAAAAUUUCCAGGGGGAUAUUGAUCGACAAAAACAGGAGGCCUUUGACAAGUGGUUGAGGAUGAAACCUGAUGCUUGCUGGAAGGAUGUCAUUGAUGCUUUGUAUGAAAUGGAGGAGAUCAGUCUGGCUAGUAGUCUUGCUAGGAAAUACGACUGGAAAGAUCCGAGAGUAUCUGUAAACUCAAGCUUCUUGAGUGCCUCUUAUGCUCUUAUCACUGCCAAGAAAAUUGGUGAUAUACCAUGUCGAAAAUUUCUUCCUAAACCUGCUCCUGGACUAGAAUAUUACACUUUAGGAGACAAAUCAGUACCAAAAAUUGAUGAAAGAUCAGCAGCAGUGAGGACAAAGCGAUUCUCACAUAUCUUACAAACUGUUCCAUAUCCCUACAGUCUGGCCGAUUUCUUUAGGAGCAUUGAAGAAAGUAACAGUAAGGGAGACUUCAAAGUUGGACUUGAAGCAAGGUUUGGAUCAUUGUACUGGAAGCUGAACCCAGAGACAAUACUUCCCCCAUACUCAACUAACCAGGAUUGGAUCAAAUCUAAAUUGCUCCGAAAAACGUCUUUCAACCCUCAAGUAGAAGAAGCUGAUGUUGAGAAACUAUUCGUUGGCAGAAAGUUGCUUGGGAACGAAGUCACUAGAAUGAACUUGAGCUUUGUAGUGGAGGGCCAAGAUGAAGGGACCUACAUGGCUGUCAUUGCAUCAUAUGCAAAUGGUGAUGUUUUUUAUCUGGAUGCUGUGUACAGAAAAACGGACAUUGACAAGAAAGCAAGAUUAAAUAUUGCUUUACCGGGAUGGAAGUAUGACUUGAGGAUAUCUGAAUGUACCGAAUGUAUCUUGUUGGCUGAGCAUGAGAACAGUAAACCAUAUAAGAAUGCUCAAACCAUUACUAGAUCUUUAUGCAGACUUCUCGAUAGAAGACUUCGUGUCAUUCUCCGUGGAUCAUCUACAAAUAAUGAGAGCUCUUGGAAAGUCAAGUACAUUAGACAGCGUGUGCAAAAGCAGUACGAAUGGAAACCAGAGAAAAAGUGGAUUCUGGCACUGUAUGAUGUCGAUGUCUUUGACUAUGACACAAAUCAGGCUGUUGUCGACACUGCUCCACUGAAUGAAGGAGUGGAAAUAUUGGAGUUUGACUACUCAAGAAAAGAAGUAGAGCUUUGGGCUCAGAAAAUAUUUCCAAGAAAUGUUGACGACACCCACCCCUCACGAGACAAGUACUACUACAUGGAAGGGAUUGAGGGAGUGCGACUGCCUGGGGGGGAACUGAGGGAGCCAUACAAUUGGACCACUGAGGAACUGUUGAGAGAUUUCGAGGAGUUUCUGGGAGAUGCAUUCAAGAUUGCUCACAUCCUUGAUGGAUCGUCACCUUACUGAACUAUAAAACUGUAUGUGUCAAUGUUUAGUUAAUUGUUAUGCUAUGAGAGUGUAACUGUUACUCUUUUACUCUUUUAGCUGUUAGGCCUUUGUAUAUAUAUAUAGAUUAUUUAUGCUUUGCUAUAAUUAUUCUUUUAUUCUCUCGAAAAACAGCUAUAUAUCUAUAGCCUAUAAUUAUUAUUCUUUUAUUA
Messenger RNA from Halichondria panicea, 1827 nucleotides. RefSeq lists its product as uncharacterized. The transcript is spliced from 10 exons. Bases 95 to 1636 code for a protein of 513 amino acids. The record is from RefSeq and is a predicted model, not a curated record. Gene Ontology annotation, biological process: signal transduction. Lineage: Eukaryota; Metazoa; Porifera; Demospongiae; Suberitida; Halichondriidae. Gene Ontology annotation, molecular function: protein binding.